Messenger RNA from Erigeron canadensis, 2475 nucleotides. Its product is annotated as LRR receptor-like serine/threonine-protein kinase GSO2. The coding region runs from base 1 to 2475 and encodes 824 amino acids. The record is from RefSeq and is a predicted model, not a curated record. The transcript is spliced from 3 exons. NCBI's taxonomy places the organism in Eukaryota, Viridiplantae, Streptophyta, Magnoliopsida, Asterales, Asteraceae. Gene Ontology annotation, molecular function: protein binding.
AUGGAAGCCACUAAUUUUAUUGUCAAUGUUACAAUAUUAUUUCUGUUCUUUCAAACAUAUGGUGCAAGCAGCAGCAACACCAUGACUAAAGCUUCCUCAAACGUUACAUGUAUCCAAAGAGAGCGGCAAACACUGCUUUUAUUCAGACAAGGCUUCACGCACCAAUCGAAUCGGCUGUCAAGAUGGACCGGGUUAGAAUGUUGCGAGUGGGAGGGAGUUGCGUGUGACAAUAGAACUGGUCAUGUCAUCUCACUUGAUCUCUUUGGCUAUGACAUCAACUUGACCAUCCCCGUUUGGUUAUCAAACCUUAUGUCUGGUCCUAUUCCUGAUUCAAUUGGAAACUUGAGCUCUCUUUCUUCCAUGUUCCUUUCAAUGAAUCAAUUGUCUGGUCCAAUACCUCCCUCACUUGGUGCUCUAUCAUCUCUAACAGACCUCUUUCUUUCCUUUAAUCAAUUGAGUGGGAGCAUACCUGAAAGCAUUGGACUACUCACCAGCCUACAAGAACUCUAUCUUAACAAUAACAAAUUGUCUGGUCCUAUUCCUGAUUCAAUUGGAAACUUGAGCUCUCUUUCUUCCAUGUUCCUUUCAUUGAAUCAAUUGUCUGGUCGGAUACCUCCCUCACUUGGUGCUCUAUCAUCUCUAACAGACCUCUUUCUUUUUGGUAAUGAAUUGAGUGGGGACAUCCCCACUAGUCUUGGUCAGCUUUCAAACCUCCAAUACCUUUAUCUUGAUAAUAAUAAAUUGAGAGGGGUUGUUUCUGAAAUUCACUUCACCAAACUCUACAAUCUAACCGACUUGUACUUAUCUGGUAAUACAUUGAUAACGUGGAACGUCGGCCCUCAUUGGAUUCCUCCCUUCCAAUUAGAGUCUUUGGUUUUAAGCUCCUGCUGCAACAUGGGACCCCAAUUCCCAAACUGGCUUCAAACACAAACACAUCAUCUUGAAGAUUUAUCUCUUAGAAAUUCGAGUAUAAGAGAAAGCAUACCAGAGUGGUUUCACAACAUCUCCUCUCAUCUUCAGAUCUUGGAUCUGUCCGACAACCAGAUCGGACCCGAAUUCCCAAAUAUUCAAACAUCAACUGAUCUUCGAGAUUUAUCUCUUUCAAAUUCGAGUAUAAGAGACAGCAUACCAGGGUGGUUUCAAAACAUCUCCUUUCAUCUUCGAAGCUUGGAUCUGUCCGACAACGAGAUCCAUGGAAAUCUGUCACGAAUAAUAGCGAAUAACAACACAGGUAUACAAGAUUUUAAUACUCUUUAUUUUUAUUUCUGCUGCUUGUGUUGGUGGUCAGAUUGGAUAAGAUGUCUUCAAGUUGUUGUUUUGAAGAAUAACAAUUUCACUGGAAGCGUUUCAACAAACUUAUGCGAGUUACAUAGAAUACAUUUGCUGGAUUUAUCACAUAAUAACUUAUAUGGAAUUCUUCCUGAGUGCUUAGGGAGUUUGAUUAAUUUGCAAGUGAUUGACCUUACAAGUAACAAUAUAACGGGUGAUAUUCCACAUUCAUUGGGUUCUCUAUCACUACUUGGAUCAUUGCACUUACGUAACAACAAAUUAGAGGUUAAUCUCCCGGUGUCUUUACAAAACUUGAAAAACUUAGUAACAAUGGAUUUGGGGAACAAUUUGCUGACUGGUAAUAUCCCUUUUUGGAUUGGAAAGCUAUCAAAGCUUAAAAUCUUGAACCUCCAAUCAAACCUGUUCAUGGGUAUGAUUCCACCGGAACUAUGUCAAAUCAAAACUCUUCAACAUUUAAAUCUGGCAGAUAAUAAGAUAACCGGAAACAUCCCUCAUUGUUUUAGUAAUUUAAUUGGUAUGAUCAAGAGUGACGUGGAGUUAACCGACAAAAGUUAUGUGUAUGAAGAAAGCAUUGAAGCUUGCAUAAAGGGUAUUCAGCAAAAGUACACGAGCACACUUCCAUAUCUUAUAUCCUUAGACCUCUCAAGCAAUAAAAUUAUUGGUGAAAUUCCUGAUGUGUUGAUGGACCUGGUAGCAUUGACGAAUUUGAAUCUUUCAAGAAACGAACUAAGUGGACACAUUCCCACAAUGAUCGGAAAUCUAAAGUCAAUGGAAUCUUUAGAUUUGUCGAUGAACAAGUUGUCUAGUCAGAUUCCUCAAAGUUUAGCUAGUGUGAACACUCUAGGCUAUUUGAACCUAUCAUUCAAUAAAUUAUCCGGUCCAUUACCGGUUGGAAAUCAUUUUCAGACUUUUGAUAAUCCCGCUAUAUAUGAAGGGAACAACGGACUAUGUGGAUUCCCACUAUUAAGUUGCCAAGGAAACAAUUUAUCAUACUCUCAUGUUGGUGAUGAUGAAGGUGAGAAUGGUUCACAAGCUUUCUCGUGGUUUUAUGCUGGUAUGGUUCCAGGAUUCAUUGUAGGUUCCAUGGGACUAAUUAUUAGCUUGCACUAUAAUAGGAAUUGGAGGGUAACUUACUUUGAAAUGAUAGAGAAUGUUUACGUUUUUCUAAUGGUUUCUAUCAAGUGA